Messenger RNA from Macaca mulatta (Rhesus monkey), 1208 nucleotides. The record is from RefSeq and is a predicted model, not a curated record. NCBI's taxonomy places the organism in Eukaryota, Metazoa, Chordata, Mammalia, Primates, Cercopithecidae.
AUGACCCACAGCCUGAGGAGCAGCAGGGUUUACAGCAGCUGGACUGGCAGCAGGGUGACCCACAGCCUGAGGAGCAGCAGGGCUUGCAGCAGAUGGACUGGCAGCAGCAGGGCUUACAGCAACUACACUGGGAACAUCCACAAGAACCACAGCCUCCCUUAGAGCCAACACUAGAGCCACAGCAACAGCCUCCCUUGGAGCCCCCACAAGAGCCACAGCCCCCCUUGGAGCCCCCACAGGAGCCACAGCUGGAGCAGGAACAGGCUGGGACACAGCAGCACACAGGCUUGCAGCAGCAGACGGGCACACAGCAGCUGGAGCCACAGCCCCCACAACUGGAGCCACAGCCCCCACAGCCGGAGCCACAGCCCCCACAGCCGGAGCCACAGCCCCCACAGCCGGAACCACAGCCCCCACAGCCGGAGCCACAGCCCCCACAGCCGGAGCCACAGCCCCCACAGCCGGAACCACAGCCCCCACAGCCGGAGCCACAGCCUCCAGAGCAGCCACAGCAGCCCAUGGUUCUGGUGGAUUGAGGGUGGAGCAGGUAGAGGAACAGGUUGUGGGUCAUCCUGCUGCCAGUCCAGCUGCUGACUCCCCGAAGGGAAGAAGAAGCCAGCACAGUCAGGGACUGACAGGCAGACCGGAGCCUGGGGGAGCUGGGCUCUCCAGAAUGGCAGGAGGGACAGAGACACUGUCCAGCAGCCUCCUGCCCCCAGACCUGAUGGAGAACAAGACCUUGGCCGUGCUGAAUUUCACUCCUGUACUAGAAGAGCCCAGAGUGUAUGCAUGGAUAGAAACACAGACAAAUAAACCAUUUAAAACACCGGUAAGGCGAAUCCUUCUGGAACAGCGAUAGAAGGCUGUGGUCUGAGGGCAGAGGCAGGAACAGAGGAGGCUCCACUCAAUCCUGGGGGGUGUGGGAGGGCAGGACUUGCGCCCAGAGGCUGUAGAGAGGAAAACAAUGCAGGAGGGGGAAGUGUGUCAUGAGGCAACACAGUAUUUUUAUUCUAAAUGACACACAAGUUCCCUAAGGAGAGAAUAUCAGUAAGAACCAGGAAGGGACCAUGUGCACCCCAUGACCCCUAGACAGAUAUAUAAAGAGCCCAGGCCCAGGGGACUCCACACCUGCACUUCUCUCUCACCUCCUCAUCUACCUGCUCCACCCUCAAUCCACCAGAACCAUGGGCUGCUGUGGCUGCUCCGGA